Messenger RNA from Phytophthora nicotianae INRA-310, 651 nucleotides. RefSeq lists its product as hypothetical. The record is from RefSeq and is a predicted model, not a curated record. The coding region runs from base 113 to 541 and encodes 142 amino acids. The transcript is spliced from 2 exons. Lineage: Eukaryota; Oomycota; Peronosporomycetes; Peronosporales; Peronosporaceae.
AAUCUAUUGCUAUUGAGGGUGUAUUCCAUUUCCAGGGAUUACUACCGAGGGGAUCGUCUGUACAAGAAAAAAGUAAACUGUGACGAUUACGUUCUAGUGCACUGGAGCAGCGAUGGCAUCGUUCCUUCUCGGCGACGACUAUGCGUCCUCCUCCUCAUCUUCGGACGAGGAAACUUCACCCACUUCAUGCCCACAUACUAUAGUACCCUCCCCAGCAGCAAGAUCUGCCAAGGCGCAGAUACUGCCAUCAGCAGACGAGUUGUUCUCUAGUGACAUUAGCGGUGUAUUGACCACCAGUAGUGUGUCAGUAGCGUCUGCAACGACACACAAACGGAAGAACGAGCAGGUGUCUAGACCAGCAACUAAAGCAGUGAAAACAGGCGCUGGAGAAGCUGCUCGCAAGCCCAAAAUUGCUCCAUUCGCACCGCCGCAGCUCCGUCGACCCAACAUUUCGACAGAAGACCGGAGCUCGUGGAAUACAGAUAAGACGCUGGCGAUGCAGAGGAAAGCCAAAGAAGCAGAAGCUCGGGAAAAGAUGUGAUGAGGUUUUUGGAGCUUUAGAUCGGAGUGUAGCACAGCGGCAAUGUCAAGCAUGGGCUGCUUGCUAUAACAUAAAUACCCAUUUCAUUAGAUAUAUACGUAUCGACGAGA